CCAGCCCAGGUGAAGCUGCAUUGGCGUUGAAUUGCAAUCCGCUACAAGAAUACCGCCGCUCUCUUACCACCGCCAGCAUGUCCAUCACCGGCGCUCGCAGCAACAUCGAGAUCAACUGGCGCACAAUCGACAUUGACGCUCUCGAUCCCGAAUCCUCCUCCAACUUCGAUCUCACCACUCUCACUCCGGCAGUCGCUCCGGUAUCGACGGCAGAUGUUCAGACUCUUGCGGGGCAAAUAAAGCAGCUGCUCAGAGGUGGAGACUCAGAAGGAGCGCUCCGAGGAGCAUUGGAAAAUGUACCAUAUGGAGCAGAUGAGAGUGGAAAGGCGAUUCACCUGGCGACAGUAACAGAGAUCCUACAGUCCAUCCGACAAGCAGAAAUCACGCCGAUCUGCCAACGAAUCUCACAAUCAGAGGGCGGUUCCGAAGUGCUGGACACUUUGAUGAAGUACUUGUACAAGGGCAUGGCAAAGGACGCACCCAGUGGAGGCCGUGGGACACCACAAAACGUGACUCCGCAGCCAACAGGAUUUAGCCAGAUUGGUGGGAGGAGUUUCGGACAAGCACAGGAAGGUGGUGGCCAGGCGAUGAGUGUUCUACUCAGCUGGCACGAAAAGCUCAUUGAAUUGGUCGGUCCUGGAAGUAUCGUUCGCGUCAUGUCGGACCGCAGAACAGUCUGAGCUACGUGGCGGCCCUUCCUUACAACUGCGAUACCACACUGCAGCUAGUAUCGAGACCACAAGGCCAGUCCGUGUGAAGCUGCAGUAGCCUCGCUACAAAACCAUGAGCAUAUGAUGACUACAGAUAGAGCGGCUUUCGCAUGGGAAGCGCCCUGCUGCGAAAAUUCGCAGCCGCAUUGCACGACCAAUCCAUUAGCACUGUAUGAUCACAUUCACGCGGCUUCAGCCAUUAGCCGAGUGUUCAAUUCGACAUGAUCCGUUCAAUUCUGGGGAGCCUCUGAGUCGAUGUUCUGAUUAUCGAUUGCUUCGAUCUCAUAAUGGCCACUUCAUGCGC
This is a messenger RNA of Cercospora beticola, 1014 nucleotides long. RefSeq names its product Arc15p (gene ARC15). NCBI's taxonomy places the organism in Eukaryota, Fungi, Ascomycota, Dothideomycetes, Mycosphaerellales, Mycosphaerellaceae. The record is from RefSeq and is a predicted model, not a curated record. Gene Ontology annotation, biological process: regulation of actin filament polymerization; Arp2/3 complex-mediated actin nucleation. Gene Ontology annotation, molecular function: actin filament binding. Gene Ontology annotation, cellular component: Arp2/3 protein complex; actin cytoskeleton; cytoplasm.